Messenger RNA from Pieris macdunnoughi, 375 nucleotides. NCBI's taxonomy places the organism in Eukaryota, Metazoa, Arthropoda, Insecta, Lepidoptera, Pieridae. The record is from the annotation of a GenBank genome assembly.
AUGGCUCUGCAAGCUGCUGUAAAGGGAAAACUAAUCGCCGUUAUUGGUGAUGAGGACACUUGUGUCGGAUUCCUCUUGGGAGGUAUUGGCGAAAUCAACAAGAACAGACACCCCAAUUUCAUGGUAGUUGACAAAAACACACCUGUCAGUGAAGUCGAGGACUGUUUCAAAAGAUUCACAAAGCGGGAUGAUAUUGAUAUCAUCCUCAUCAAUCAGAAUAUUGCGGAACUGAUCAGGCAUGUAAUUGAUGCGCACACGGCCCCAGUGCCAUCCAUACUGGAGAUUCCCUCCAAGGACCACCCCUAUGAUGCAAGCAAGGACUCCAUUUUACGUCGUGCAAAGGGCAUGUUCAACCCAGAAGAUUUGGUACGCUAA